Galeopterus variegatus (Sunda flying lemur) is the source of this 531-nucleotide messenger RNA. Its product is annotated as mucin-16-like. The annotation marks the transcript as partial. The transcript has a single exon. The record is from RefSeq and is a predicted model, not a curated record. Lineage: Eukaryota; Metazoa; Chordata; Mammalia; Dermoptera; Cynocephalidae.
AUGGAAGAAACCAGCUCUGCCUCUACCCUGCUUUCUCUACCUGCCACAACCUCAACUUCCCCUGUUUCAUCCACCUCACCAGAGAGUAGCCCUUCCUCUUCACUUCCUGCGACUUCACUGCUCACCUCUGGUCUGAUGAAAACCACAGACAUGUUCGACACAAGCCCCGAACUAGAGGCCAGUUCAAUUCCAGAUUUAAGCAGCACUGCAGAUACAGAAGUAGUGAGACCUUUCACGAACACAGCACUGACCCAUGUAGGAAUCACGAGUUCUGGACACGAAUCACAUUCCUCUGAUCUAGCUGACUCAGAGACAUCCAAAGCCACAUCGCCAACGGCUGCCACCUCCACCACUGAGGACAUAACUGUUUCCUCUUCAACUCCUGCCUUCUCUGAAACUAGGAAGAUUCAUACAAAACCCAUUUCUUCCCUGACUUCUGGACUGAAGGAGACCAUCACAUCUGAGGAGACCAGCUCAGCCACAGAGACAGGCACUGUCAUGUCUGAACUGCCCCCCAGUGCUACUACGGAG